Ophidiomyces ophidiicola is the source of this 1662-nucleotide messenger RNA. RefSeq lists its product as uncharacterized. NCBI's taxonomy places the organism in Eukaryota, Fungi, Ascomycota, Eurotiomycetes, Onygenales, Onygenaceae. Gene Ontology annotation, molecular function: A2-type glycerophospholipase activity. The transcript has 2 exons. The coding region runs from base 1 to 1662 and encodes 553 amino acids. Gene Ontology annotation, biological process: cardiolipin acyl-chain remodeling. The record is from RefSeq and is a predicted model, not a curated record. Gene Ontology annotation, cellular component: mitochondrial inner membrane.
AUGAGCUCAACCACCGCAUCGCAGCCGUCGGAAGAUGCGCAGAAUCGUCCGCAACAGGCCCCGCUAGCUUCGACAAGGCCGGAGGCCAGACCUCCCGCACCGCUCUCCCGACUCUUCCCUCUGGGCUAUAAGGAGGGGUUUAGCCAAUGGUGGGCAAGUAUUCCUGCUGCUGCUGCAGAGCAUAAGGUACUUUCAUUUAUCCCAUACCUCCAAAAACCACCUACACACACUCAGACCGGUAAAAGACCUGCGACCCCCAAUGAACAACCCGACCCUUUAGCCUCUGCAGAUCAUACCGAGCCAGGCCUUGUUUCUGAGAACUCAACAAAUGACCCAUUUGGCCCCCGGAGAUGGCAGUCCUCCAUGGUAGAACUCAGCGGCAAAGACCGCGAGCUGAAUGAAUUCUCAGUCGAGCGCCUCGGCGAGAAAGUCGAAAAUAACCUUGUGGUUUUACAUGGCUAUGGCGCAGGACUGGGGUUCUUUUAUAAGAACUAUGAAGCUCUGAGUCGCGCCAAAGGAUGGCAAUUAUAUGCUCUGGACUUGCUAGGCAUGGGCCGCAGUACCCGGCCACCGUUUAAGAUUGCUGCCAAAAAGCGGGAGGAUGCAAUCGCGGAAGCAGAGGAUUGGUUUGUCGAUGCUCUGGAAGAAUGGCGCGUGAAGCGAAGGAUUGAGCGAUUCACUCUCCUGGGCCACAGUCUAGGCGGAUAUCUCGCCGUCGCAUAUGCACUGAAGUACCCCGGCCGUCUUAACAAGCUUAUUCUUGCUUCCCCUGUUGGCAUCCCGGAGGACCCUUAUGCCGUCAAUGCUGACGUUGCAGAGCCAGCAUCGUCAACAAUGGCAAAUGAGUUCACGCAAGAUCAGGCCGGGGAGGCCACUGUUGUCGAUAACAACAACUUCCUGAACGCCCGGGGUAAAGCAGCCGCUGCAAACGCUAAAAAUGGCGAUUCCACGAAACCUCCCACCAGAACCCUACCGAAAUGGCUCGUCUAUCUCUGGGAUUCAAAUGUCUCCCCUUUCAGUUUAGUUCGAUGGUCUGGCCCCCUCGGCCCACGCCUUGUAUCUGGCUGGACGUCUCGGCGAUUCUCUCAUCUGCCCCAAGAGGAAGCUGGCGCCCUACAUGAUUAUGCGUAUUCUCUAUUUAGACUACGGGGCAGCGGGGAGUAUGCCCUCGCAUACAUUCUUGCCCCCGGAGCAUACGCCCGCAGUCCCAUGAUUAGGCGCAUCCAUGGAGUUGGGCGGCAGAUGUUACUGCAUAAUCCAGCGCCGCCCAGCUCAUAUUUGCAGAGUGAAACUGGCUGUUCUACCAGCGAAACGCCACAGGCCCAAUCCGUAUCCGCCUCUGAUUCUAGCUCUUUUGUUUCUGUACCAUCACCGCCUCGUCGUGAACCUGGAAUUCCCAUUGUUUUCAUGUAUGGUGAAAAUGACUGGAUGGAUGCCAAAGGUGGUUAUACUGCGAAGGAAAAAAUUGACCAAGAGAAAGAGCGUGUUCUUAAAGAAGCAUCUCCCGAGGAGCGACAAUCAGAUAAGGGGUCAGCAAAAGUUGUUAUUAUCAAGAAAGCUGGGCACCAUUUAUAUUUGGAUGGGUGGCAGGAGUUCAAUGAUGUGAUCCUGGAUGAGAUGAAAGAUGUUGCCGACAAUCAUUCGAUUCCUUCGUCGUCUUAA